AUAGCGACUACCAAUCAGGCGCUCCGGAGGGCGGGGCCGAGUCAGGGAAAGUAAUUCGGCACGCCCUGAUUAUGCGGGCAACGCUGGGCUGCAGGCUAGGCUCAGCUGGGUGUCGUGGAGGGAGAGUCCCCUGCUUGCCCGCCCCUUGACUCGGUGGCCAAGGCUGGAGAAGGCGUGCGCGCGCCUCAGCAAAAGGGCUUCUUAGUUUUCCACCUUCCUGUCUUUGUCGAGUUGGAUUCCGGGGUCCUUCUCAGCGUCUGCAAGGCACCAGGUUAAGGGGAAGCAAACAUGUCGCUGGCUUCCUGGUUUGGGUGGAAUGAACCCCCCAGUCACAUUUCUCAGAGGAGCCCAACAGAAAUGGUGAUGGAAACCCUUAUGAUGGAACUUGGCUGGCAGCUCAAGGAAGCUGAGAAACAGCAUCGGGAGCGAGAGAAUGAAUACCGUAAGAUAAAGACAGGUGUCGACUAUGGUUGGCUAGUUAGCUACCCAAAGCACAGCUACGAUAUCAGUCCAGGGGAGCGUCUGCAGCUGGAGGACAUGUGCUCCAAAAUACAUCCAUCCUACUGUGGGCCUGUCAUCAUUAGAUUUCGGCAACUUGUUGCUGAAUAUGAACCAGAAGCAUCGGAAGUUUCUCGGCUUUUUCGUUCUGUUCUCCAAGAAGCUAUCGAGAAGAGCAAAGAGGAAGAAGAGGCAAAGAAGCUUGCAAAACAAUGGAACACAAAGCACAAAACCAGCCUCUCUCUCACAACAUUCAAGUCUCGGGUCAGGAUUUCGCCAUUCAGCAGUGGCAUCAAGACCAUUUCGGAAGAUGUUGAGAGAGGCACUGAUCCAACCAGGAGGGCGUGGAGCAUGCCUGAAUUCAGGAGUACCAAGGACUACUGACUCUAUUUAUAAUUAUUGGAUUUUAGAAACAAACCAUUGCAUUUAUGUGUUUAUUUAUUCAUUCAUUUUUGUGUGACUUUUUGUUCUCUGUCCAGUUGUCCUAUUUUGCUGUAUUCUGUUGUGAAUUCACAUCAACGCUUCUUGGGCUCCUUUAAAUCAACAUCUGUAUGUUCCUGUUUUCAUAUAGACUGGCCUCUCAACACAAAUGGCCAGCUUGGUGCACUAUGGGCUCCAUAUAGCUUAGCCUUUGUUUUGCUUUAUUUGAGACUGAAAGAGAAACCAGAAAGUAAUUGUGAGAAUUAGCCCUGUGUUUCUGUUUUACCUCUUUCAUAGAUCUCUCUCGCGGUGCCCAUAAUGCUGCAGCUGCUGUCCAUGCUAUCUGGACCAUCCACCUCACCAGCCCCAGCUAAAUAUUUAGCAGCAUACUGAGGGGACUACACACACCAUCACCAUGCAGUAACCAUAAACUUAAUUCUAAUAGCAAUCAGAGAAAUCCUUUUACUUGCUCCAGCAUAGGAUUAUUUUAAGAUUUCACAAACGGAAACCUCAAGCAGCCAUCGGUGUAAGAUGGCAGAGAAUGUCUCUUUCAAAAUGGCACCAGGCUGUGGCAUCACCAUCAUAACUUGAGAAAGGGAGUUUCUGUGACUGCACACCAUUCUUCACCUGUAAAAUCCCCUUGUGAGGCAGCAGGUAUCAAAAGGGCACACUUUGCUUCUGUGCAGGAGGAAGGGACAAAGCCAGGCCUGGCCGGCUACCAUUGGCUACCAAGCCCAGCUAGUAUCUGGGGACCCUUAAGCAUGUUAUUGCUUGGCAAGUGAGGGCUGUUCUUAUUUCUGUCUGUAUGUUUUGGUGCUUUCCCUCCUCUUUGAAAAGCAGUUGUUACCAGGCCCUAACCAGGUGUGCGCCUGGGCUUAUAAUUGAACCCUUUUGCAUGGCUCUGUCCUGAGGCAGAAGGGAGGGAUCAAGGCACCCAUACAGACACUUUAAUGCAGUGCUGUUGAACACAAGGUUGUGCUAUGGAGGAAGGUGCAUCUCUUUCUUGUUGCCAGUAGCUCUUCAAAGCUAGAAGGAGCUACUGGCUCUUAGGCUAGAGGAGGAAGUGCUUUGAUGUGCUGUUUCCAUGGUGUAUCUCUAAGGCAGCUGCUGUCACAUUUCAAAUCAGGGAAGGAAAUGUGUUGGUGCUUGUGCAGGAGAACUUUCAGCUGGCAUGUGGCUUUCUCCUGUAUGAGAAGAAAUGUGUUUAUAUUUUUGGAACAUUGGACACUGACACGGAUGAAAUCUGUCCAGUCUGUCUACUUACGGAAGACAAAAUGCAACCCUGGCUUGAACGGUUUGGUAUUCUAAACAGGAGGUUUUUGAAUCCAAUUGUGUUUUCUUUGCAUGUAGAUUAAAAUAAAUCCAGACAAUCACUUUAAACACAGGGAUUCGCUUACAGUGGCAUCUUUGGAUGUGUCAGGCUACAAAGCACAAUCCAGCCAGAGUUAAGCAUUAAUAUAAUAGAAGGAGACUUUGGGGCAGGUAUAAAUCGUCUAUUGAAAUCAGUGGGGCUUACUUUUGGCUGGCUCAUGCCAUGUAUCCUGUGCAAAUAGUGAAAUGGGUCAAGUGACUAAAGAGGCUAAAUAUAAGGCUGUGUCCCAUUGGAAACAAAGGUUGAGUAUUAACUCUUGCUAUUUUAGAGCACUGGUUUUUCAGUUGUGAUGGCUUCCAGGCUGAUGCUUGAAAGUGAAUGGGGCACUGAAAGUUAAGUGAGUUUUGUGUUUCAUAUGCUGUGCCAGUUAAGAGUGCUACCUGGAUCCUUUUAUUUUUGUACAGCUACUAAGAUUUCUCGUGGAGUGAUUUUUCUCAGCUUUUCGGCUUCAUUAUAUAUACAAGCAGAAUAGUGCUAUGUGGAUGCACUGUCAUAAGGAAUUCACUCUUUCACACACUUUUCUGAAGAUACCAGCAAACAGCAUUAUUUUAAUACCAAACAAACUCAGGGUUUCCAAGUACCAGAUCCAGUUUGAUUUGGACCAUUUAAACUCAGGAGCAGAGAAAGAGAUCCAAAAUAAUUUGACAAUCACACAAUUGCUAUGCCACUUUCUAAAUCUAUGAAUAUUUGUUUACAGCAUUUGUAUACUGCUUUUCUUACAUGAAAAAAGAAACAUUUUUUAAAAAAAUAACUAGUAAUUUAAGGGCUAAUGGUAUGAACUCCCUGGCCUGGGCUCUCCCCCCACCUGCUUUCCCACAGGACACACAGGUGUUUAGCCCCAAGGAUGGUGGGGGAGAUGGUGACCCAGAUGAAUUAUCUUAGGCUGUGGGGAUCUGUAUUUCAUAGAGCAGUUUUUAAAAGUUACGUAUGUUUUCAUGUGGUAUCCCUUUCCUAUCUAGUAUGUGUAUAUGUGUUCUUCUUUGUGUUAGGGCCUGAUUCAUAAGGAAAAGCAUGAAAAGCCAUUUUCUAACAUUGUCAUUUGACUAACUUUUGUAUCAACCGGUGAACAGUUAUUUGCUGUAUUAAAUUCUGAAAUACAUUCUUUAAUUUUAGCUGUCCCAUUGCCCUGUGGGUUUUUUUAUAUCCAGUGUUCUGUUUGUUAGGAGCUUCAGUAUUAUUUCUGUACCGUAACCUGAGUGCUAAUUAAAAGGACUUCUCCUCCCCAUUUGCAUAUAA
Messenger RNA from Rhineura floridana, 3526 nucleotides. RefSeq names its product RD3 regulator of GUCY2D (gene RD3). The transcript has 3 exons. NCBI's taxonomy places the organism in Eukaryota, Metazoa, Chordata, Lepidosauria, Squamata, Rhineuridae. The coding region runs from base 289 to 882 and encodes 197 amino acids. The record is from RefSeq and is a predicted model, not a curated record.